This is a messenger RNA of Pieris rapae (cabbage white), 2293 nucleotides long. It is a transcript of the gene gbb, whose product is annotated as protein 60A. The record is from RefSeq and is a predicted model, not a curated record. The transcript has 7 exons. Gene Ontology annotation, cellular component: extracellular region. NCBI's taxonomy places the organism in Eukaryota, Metazoa, Arthropoda, Insecta, Lepidoptera, Pieridae. Bases 239 to 1492 code for a protein of 417 amino acids. Gene Ontology annotation, molecular function: cytokine activity; growth factor activity. Gene Ontology annotation, biological process: SMAD protein signal transduction; BMP signaling pathway.
UUGUGUACUUUUAACAUUAGUUACAUCAAAUUAACAAGAGCGUGCAUUGAGGAUUACGGAAUGUUGGACCGAGAGCGAUAAAUGUUUACGUGAUUACGAUAUUGAGAUGGGAGGGGAGGCGAUGUUGUGGCGAACCACCUUGACUAGGCAGGUUCACUGGCUCUCGCGUGCCGGCUAAUUCACAAUUGCCAGUCAGUGCUCGUUAGUCGUCAACGUGAACGCGGCAGUGCUCCGCAAAAUGGCUGUGUCAAAAACUAUAUGGCAUUGCGCCGGUUUGUUAUUGUUUAUUGUCGUAUCUUGUGCUGCUCUUUCCGGUUUAUAUAUCGAUAAUGGUGUGGAUCAGACAAUUAUUCACCACUCAAUGACGCGUCAUGAAAGACAGGUUGUUGAACACGAAAUAUUAGAAUUGUUGGGACUCGGCGAGAGACCGAGGCGUGCGCAAACGCCACCCUUGGACCGCUCAGCUCCAAGCUUUUUACUGGACGUCUAUAAGCAGUUAGCUGAGGAGCACGAACAAGCUCGGCCUACCCGAAGCUCUGAAAUGGCUCUUAGUGGCGAAGAGCAAAAUGCAAUCGACGAGAGCGAUCUUAUUAUGACAUUUCAGAGCAAAAAGCACCACUUGGGCGUCUUACGUCAUGGUCACGGAAGGCAUAUUUGGUUUGAAGUUACUGGCGCUCCUAGUGACGCUUCCUCCUUACUUACUGCUGAGUUGAGACUUCAUCAGGCACCAACACAUACAGUGGGGCCUGCUGAUCUUUACACAGUUGUUGUUCAUCGGGUGAUCAGCGUUGAUAAUUUAGGAGGUAUGCAAAUGGAGCAGGUAGCUGCAGUAAAUACGAGCGCCAGCGCUGAAGGGUGGCUGGAGUUUAAUGUAACAGCUGCCUUAGCUUCGUGGCUUGGAGCCCCCGCAGACAAUCGUGGCUUCUUUAUCACUCUCCACCCUCAUACUCAACCAGAACGUCAUGUUAAACCGGAGGAAAUAGGUUUGGAAGAGAAUCACGGUCCAAACUCCGAAGGCAAGCAGCCAUUUUUGGUAGCAUUUUUUAAAAACGUUCCAAAAUUAGGCGGCGCUGACGCAGGAGCUCGGAAAAAAAGAGAGGCAAGGCGGUGGCGCUCGCACGGUUAUUCAGAAAAUUACUUGAGGAACCCUCUAACAGACACGUUACAUUGGACCACCCGGAGUUGUGAAAUUCAAACACUGUACGUCAGUUUUAAGGAUUUAGAAUGGCAGGAUUGGAUUAUAGCUCCCGAAGGAUACGGGGCAUUUUAUUGCAGUGGAGAAUGUAAUUUCCCCUUGAAUGCACAUAAAAACGCUACAAACCACGCAAUCGUCCAAACGUUGGUUCAUCUUUUAUAUCCAAACCAGGUACCGAAACCAUCGUGUGCACCAAUCAAAUUGUCUCCUAUAUCCGUGUUAUACUAUACAGACGACUCGAAUGUAAUUUUACGAAAGUACAAAAAUAUGGUCGUUAAAAGUUGUGGGUGCCAUUAAAUUCUCAAUAAUUGUGCUAAUUUUGAUGUACAUAAAAUUUAAGUUUUUAACUUUACUCAAAAUAAUAAAUCGUUCAAUCUACCUUUUUUGUACCAUUUGCUAAUGAAUAUAUAUUACUAUAGAAGACCACUAUUGAAUUAUUCUUAACUUUUAUAAUUAUCAAUAGCAAGCAGUGGAACCAAAAAAAUAUUAACAUUUUCUGUACUAAUAAACAUACUUUUUACUUGCAACUGGCAUUGCAAGUUAUAACUAUUAUAAUAAAAUUUAAAAAAAAACCCCUUUGUAUAAAGAAGAUUAAUCUAAUUAUACUAUUUAACUAAAGCAGCCUCUAUAACAUUUAAAAAAAAUAAACGCAAAUAAAUUGAGAUAUUGAUGAAAAGAAACAGACAACUUCAAAACCACACAAGAGACAUGUUUUUUUUAAAUGCGAGGCAAAUAGACAUAUUUUUUUAUAAAUACGGUACAAUUAGAAUUAUAAUUCAUUCAUAUACGGAGUUACUUAGCUUUUGAAGGUUUCGUCUCCUCACACUUAUAACAAAAUCAAACGCGUCGCUGUGAACCUCCAUUGCUAAUUGGAAAGUCUACUAUUUUUUACUCUACUAUUUUUUAAUACACAUUUAUUUAAAUUCAGUGCAUCGACAUUUGACACUUCAUUAAUGAGAGAUUUAUGUACAUCAGUAUUAGUACCUAUACCUUAAAACUAGUCUGUAGUCCAUCCAUUAUAUUACUUUAAUUAAAAUAUUUUAAGCUAAUUGCGUUAAUAGAAUAGAAAAUCAAUAGUCUUCAUAAUUGUACGUUAUA